Molecule: messenger RNA, 378 nt
Organism: Torulaspora delbrueckii
Lineage: Eukaryota; Fungi; Ascomycota; Saccharomycetes; Saccharomycetales; Saccharomycetaceae
Gene: NTF2
Product: Ran GTPase-binding protein NTF2
Exons: 1
Coding region: 1-378 (125 amino acids)
Biological process (GO): protein import into nucleus
Cellular component (GO): nuclear pore central transport channel
Source: RefSeq, a predicted model, not a curated record
AUGUCCCUAGAUUUCAACGCCCUGGCCCAACAGUUUACCGAAUUUUACUACAACCAAUUCGACUCCGAUAGGAGCCAAUUGGGUAAUCUCUACAGAAACGAGUCCAUGUUGACUUUCGAGACGAGUCAAUUGCAAGGUGCUAAGGACAUCGUUGAGAAGCUUGUUUCUUUGCCUUUUGCAAGAGUCCAGCACAGAAUCACUACACUUGAUGCUCAACCUGCAUCUCCAAGUGGUGAUGUGCUAGUCAUGAUCACCGGUGAUCUACUGAUCGAUGAAGAGCAAAACCCUCAACGUUUCUCCCAGGUGUUCCACUUGAUCCCAGAGGGAAGCUCUUACUAUGUCUUUAAUGACAUCUUCCGUUUGAACUAUUCCGCUUGA